Molecule: messenger RNA, 1773 nt
Organism: Acipenser ruthenus (sterlet)
Lineage: Eukaryota; Metazoa; Chordata; Actinopteri; Acipenseriformes; Acipenseridae
Product: NADH-cytochrome b5 reductase-like
Exons: 7
Coding region: 138-1076 (312 amino acids)
Molecular function (GO): oxidoreductase activity
Source: RefSeq, a predicted model, not a curated record
GACUGCUGAUAUGACCUAUUCUAAAUCACUUUAUCCCAACCCCUAAAAUGUCAGGAGGCAGCCAUUUUGCAUCACACUCAGCAUUGUGGGUAUUGAACCCCCUCGGGUCAAAUUGUAGUAAUCUGUAAUUACAGACAAUGGGUGAAUGUGAUGAUGAAGACUGGCUUCUAUUAAAACCAAAGGAGCCCUUGCCCUCUCAGUGCUGUGCCAGUGGCUGUAAGCCCUGUGUAUUUGAUAUAUAUGAGCGUGAACUGGAUAAAUGGAAGAGAGCAAGAGCGAAGGGGGACAUUGACCUUCUCACUGGAAAAAGGGAGGCCCCAAUGAAGAGUGAUGACGUACUGCUCAAUCCAGAGUGUUUCAGUGCUUUCCAGUUGGAGUCUUUGAAGAAGCUGACGGAGGCUGCCUCCCUAUACAGAUUCAGAGUGCCAAUUGGUGUCCACCUAAAGCUGAGUUUAGGACAGCAUCUUGUCUUGAGGGGCACUGUAGAUGGCCUGGAAGUGCAGCGAGCAUACACCCCAGUUAACAGAGUGAAUGCUGAAGGAUACUUUGAGGUUUUAAUCAAGCUCUAUGAAGAUGGGUUAAUGUCACAGUAUAUUAAGACCUGGAAAGUAGGAGAUGUCAUUGAUUGGCGCAGGCCAUUUGGAGGAUUUCCAUAUAAACCUAAUAAGUAUGGACAUCUUCUGAUGUUUGUCUCAGGGACUGGGAUAGCACCCAUGCUUUCCAUAAUACAAUCCAUCACAGACAAUGAAGAAGAUGAAACCUUUGUAACACUGACAGGCUGCUUCAGAACCUAUGAAGACAUCUACAUGAAAUCACUUCUUCAAGAGCAGUCACUGUACUGGAAUGUUAAAACGUUCUAUGUUCUGAGCAAGGAGGAAACGCUGGAAAACCUUCCAUGGAGUUACCGUGAGAAAACUCAUCUGGGUCGACUGAACCUUGAGGUGAUAAAGACUUUGGUGAACUCUUGCAGGAAAGCCCCCUUUGCGCUUGUAUGUGGCUCCGUCACAUUUAAUCAAGAUGUGCUCAACUAUCUGAGAAGUGCGGGAUUGGAUGAGGAUUCCUGUUUUAUGUUUUAAGUACUGUGCAGAUUUCAAAUCUGAAACAUGAAAGAAGGUGAUUUGCGCAUUAUUUUACACAAAAAUUCUUAAAGAUGGUCGUGGCCUAAGGCUUCAUCCAGAGCCCACUCCCAUGUUCUCCAGUGUAUUGUCAGUUACUGUGUACAGUUUUGCAUCACCUAUAUUUUUUUAAUUGAAACUAUAUGAACAUAAUUUAGGUCUUUUAUUCAACAUCAUGUAAUCAAGAAACUACAACAUGAUAUUGCAAAAACUUACCAGAAGCCGUAAAGUAGUACAGUAUUUCAUGUUCGAUUUCAGUGUGUCACAGUUUCCAAUGUUUGUCAUUAAGCAUGAAUAUGGUAAUAUGUAAUUGAAUAUGUUAAUAUGUAACUGAAUAUGUUAAUGUCACAUUAUUCAGCAGGUUGCAUUCAACUUUAUGAAGCAAAAUGUGUUAAUUCUAUAGGGUGAUGCAAAACCUUUGGCCACAGCUGUACUGUUACACUUGUUUAUUUUUGAUCCAGGGGAUUAACCAGACCUGUGUCGUUGUACUCCGUUUGAACUGUGCUUUGUUUUACUGUAAGGGAGCUUGGUAAAGCCUGACAAGGUGCAUGUCUAGACAAGUACUUUAUUAUUGCAAGCCCUCUGUAUUAAUAAAAGAUCAGAGCACCAUACUGCCUUCCAGUAUUGUAUAGUCCUGUUCCAAGGUAACCCCCUCGUC